AAAGAAAUGAUAAUUUAAUAAAUCGACUAUUUGACACAUUGCGUUACAAGGUACAACAAUCGCUCGAAGCAUGGUUCAAGGACAUUGGUCGGGUUCCCUCCGAAAUUUUCGAAUAACAUUUGCUGUUUUAAAAUUAUCUUGACAAUAACCGAUGGGAUUACUAUAAUAUCUUUGAUGAUAAGAUGAGACAAACGGAGAUAAACAACGAACUUGUUCUGUUAAGGCAACCUGUUCAUCAGGCUCGUAUCUGUGUGGUAAGUAAGUUGAUUAGAGAAGCUAAAAAAUUACGCACUUAUCGUGGUAAUGAGAAACAACUGGAGAAGAACAAGACUAAAUCGGAUAAACUAUUGAGGGAAGUAUUUGCAUUAAAGCAUAUUAAAGAUGAUGAUAUAUCAACAUUUGGAAUAAUUAAUUUUGAAUAUUUGCAAGAUAUAUUAAAAAAUCCUCGUACAGACGAAGGAACUAGAGCUAUGAUCAAAGUUGCCCGAUACAAGUGUUUACAUGAGAGAAUAGUGGAAUUUAUGGAGAAAUUUCCAGAUUACAGGGAGUACAUUUCCUGGAAGAAAAAAAAGCGUCCAUCGAAAAGGAAAGGAAGUAAUUCCAUAGAUGAUGAUCUAGAAGAGAAUCCAAAAAGAUCAAGAAAAGAUACAAAUACUGUAAAAGUGAGCACGCAAAAGAGAGGCAAUAAGAACAUAGACAGUACCGGUACUACCAAUCAUUUGCAAUGUACCACUCGUCAACAGAAGAAGAUCAAUGAACAGUCUAUGAAACUAUCGAAAGAAUCAGCAGAACAAAAGUUGGAAGGGGACGAGUCGAAAUCAGUUGCUAAAGUUAUAAGUAAGGAGGCUGCUGUUAAAAGAUUUGCAGAAGUGUUGCAAGAAACAGAUAGAAAGGAGGAAGCUAGCGAGCACGAAGAGAAUAACAAUGAACAAUCGUCGAACGAUGCAGGAGAAUGUAGAAAAAGUACGGAUGACUUUUUUCUGAGCUCGGACGAAGCCGGUUCAAGCGUUACAGUCAUCUCUGCUGAGAGGAACGAGGAUCCUACCUCUGACAUUGAUCAUCGGGCAUUUAAGGCGCUUCGCAUAAGAAGCAAAGACGAGAAAUUCUCUAAAGAUAAAGGGGAAAUAGGAAGUGGUAAAGAUAUUUCUUAUGGUCCGAGUAAUACAAGAAAAACAAACGUUACGCAUUCUAAACAGAACAGGGAUAUGCGCGUUAAGAACAAUCCUGUUAAGAGAAACAUCGAGAGCGACUCCACUAAGACAGAAGAUGAAAACCUGCAUCCUUCGUGGGUAGCGAGGAGGAAGCAGCAAGAAAUUCUGAAACAAGGUUUCCAAGGGAAAAAAAUUAAGUUUGACGAAGAUUAAGGAAAUUAAUUUCAGUAUAUUUAUUACUGUAUCAGCAUCUUUUUAUUGUAUACCUAGAAUAGAAAAUGGUCCUGUUUUAAUUCCAUUGGGCGGAAGGUUCCUUUCUUUGUAUGGCCUGAUAUAAUUCGACGAUAGGAAUUACAGAAAACAUUACAGUAUGA
Molecule: messenger RNA, 1525 nt
Organism: Osmia bicornis bicornis
Lineage: Eukaryota; Metazoa; Arthropoda; Insecta; Hymenoptera; Megachilidae
Product: serum response factor-binding protein 1-like
Exons: 3
Coding region: 183-1364 (393 amino acids)
Source: RefSeq, a predicted model, not a curated record